This is a messenger RNA of Sorghum bicolor (sorghum), 4005 nucleotides long. RefSeq names its product serine/threonine-protein phosphatase BSL2 homolog. Gene Ontology annotation, biological process: brassinosteroid mediated signaling pathway. Bases 392 to 3418 code for a protein of 1008 amino acids. The transcript is spliced from 21 exons. Lineage: Eukaryota; Viridiplantae; Streptophyta; Magnoliopsida; Poales; Poaceae. Gene Ontology annotation, molecular function: phosphoprotein phosphatase activity; protein binding. The record is from RefSeq and is a predicted model, not a curated record.
CCACCUCCCCCGCAUUUCCCACUCCCACUUGCAGCCUCCCCCACACCCACCACUCCGCCCCGCGCAAUUCCCAAAUCUCUCAGGGGCCUCUCCGCUUACCUCCCCCGCCUCGCGAUCCCAUCGCCUCCGCCUCGACCCGACCCGAGUCUCGCUUCGUCGCGGAGCGCCACCACCACGCCUCGCCGCCGCCGCCGCCGCCGCCGGCGGAGCGGCCAAAGCAUAGAGGGUUAUCUCCGGCUGAUGGCGGCUGCGUCGGCCGCCGCAAGCUCCACCGUCUCCUAGGGCGGCGGUUACCUGAGGCUGAGCUCGUGCGCGCGCGUGGGGGGAAGAUCCCCGUGCUCAGCUCGCGAAACCCUAGGGGCAGCAGGAGGCGAAGCUUGGCCCGGUCGCGAUGGACGUGGACUCGCGCAUGGCGACCGAGUCCGACUCCGACUCCGACGCGCGCGGCGGCGGCGGAGGCGGCGGCGGCGGGUCAGGGUCCGGGAGCGAGACCCCCACGGCGUCCCCGUCCCCGUCCCAGUCCCCAUCCGCGUCCCCGUCGCCGUCCGCGCCCGGGACACCCACGGCCGCGGCUCCGGCCGCGUCUCCGGGGCCGGUGGCGGGGCCCAGGCCGGCGCCGGGUUACACGGUGGUGGACGCCGCGAUGGACAAGAAGGAGGACGGGCCGGGGUGCCGGUGCGGCCACACGCUCACGGCAGUGCCGGCAGUCGGGGAGGAAGGCUCGCCCGGGUAUGUGGGCCCCCGCCUGAUACUCUUUGGUGGUGCCACCGCUCUUGAGGGCAACUCUGCCACGCCGCCCUCGUCGGCUGGGAGCGCCGGGAUCCGUCUUGCUGGUGCCACCGCAGAUGUCCAUUGUUAUGAUGUGUUGUCAAAUAAGUGGACCAGGCUUACUCCACUUGGUGAACCUCCUUCACCAAGAGCUGCACAUGUAGCCACUGCUGUUGGGACCAUGGUGGUCAUUCAGGGUGGAAUUGGCCCUGCUGGCUUAUCUGCUGAGGACCUUCAUGUUUUGGAUCUUACACAACAACGACCGCGAUGGCAUAGAGUGGUGGUUCAAGGUCCUGGUCCUGGUCCACGGUAUGGACAUGUGAUGGCUUUGGUUGGGCAGCGAUUCUUAUUGACAAUUGGUGGCAAUGAUGGAAAACGGCCCCUGGCAGAUGUAUGGGCCCUUGAUACUGCGGCUAAGCCAUAUGAGUGGAGAAAACUUGAGCCAGAAGGUGAAGGGCCACCACCAUGCAUGUAUGCAACUGCUAGUGCCCGUUCUGAUGGCCUCCUUUUGCUUUGUGGUGGAAGGGAUGCCAAUAGUGUGCCCCUAUCAAGUGCAUAUGGGCUCGCUAAGCAUAGAGAUGGGCGUUGGGAGUGGGCAAUUGCACCUGGUGUGUCUCCAUCACCCAGAUACCAACAUGCAGCUGUUUUUGUCAAUGCACGGCUUCAUGUCUCAGGAGGUGCUCUCGGGGGUGGUCGCAUGGUAGAAGACUCCUCAAGCGUUGCAGUAUUGGACACUGCUGCUGGAGUUUGGUGUGAUACCAAAUCAGUAGUUACAACUCCAAGGACAGGAAGAUAUAGUGCAGACGCAGCAGGCGGUGAUGCUUCUGUAGAGCUUACACGGCGGUGCAGGCAUGCAGCUGCCGCUGUUGGUGAUUUGAUAUUUGUUUAUGGAGGUUUACGGGGAGGUGUGCUGCUAGAUGACCUCCUAGUUGCUGAAGAUCUUGCUGCUGCUGAAACAACCAGUGCAGCUAAUCAUGCAGCAGCAGCUGCUGCAUCCGCAAAUGUACAAAGAGAACCUGGUAGAUAUGCCUACAAUGAUGAUCAAUCAGGACAAACAGUUACUGUUUCAAGUCCUGAUGGAGCUGUUGUUCUUGGGACUCCAGUUGCUCCUCCGGUCAAUGGAGACAUGUAUACUGAUAUUAGUCCUGAGAAUGCCAUUAUACAGGGACAGAGAAGAUUGAGCAAAGGUGUUGAUUAUUUGGUUGAAGCAUCAGCUGCAGAGGCUGAGGCAAUCAGUGCUACUCUAGCUGCUGUAAAGGCUAGGCAAGUUAACGGAGAGAUGGAGCAUUCGCCUGACAGGGAACAGUCUCCAGAUGCUGCACCAAGUACCAAGCAAAAUUCAAGCCUCAUAAAACCAGAUGCUGCUCUUGUGAACAAUUCAACACCACCUCCUGGGGUUCGGUUGCACCAUAGAGCAGUUGUGGUUGCAGCAGAAACUGGAGGUGCCUUAGGUGGCAUGGUUAGGCAGCUGUCGAUUGACCAGUUUGAGAAUGAAGGUAGAAGGGUCAUUUAUGGCACCCCUGAGAAUGCAACUGCGGCAAGGAAAUUACUAGAUCGGCAAAUGUCUAUUAAUAGUGUGCCCAAAAAGGUAAUUGCUUCUCUUCUGAAACCUCGUGGUUGGAAGCCCCCUGUGCGAAGGCAGUUCUUUCUUGAUUGCAAUGAGAUUGCAGAUCUAUGUGAUAGUGCUGAAAGAAUAUUUUCAAGUGAACCUAGCGUCUUACAGCUUAAAGCUCCCAUUAAGAUAUUUGGUGAUCUGCAUGGUCAAUUUGGUGAUCUCAUGCGCUUAUUUGAUGAAUACGGUGCUCCUUCAACAGCUGGAGACAUUGCUUACAUUGAUUAUCUUUUCUUGGGAGAUUAUGUCGAUCGUGGUCAGCAUAGUCUGGAGACAAUCAGUCUUCUCCUUGCACUGAAGGUUGAAUAUCCUCAUAAUGUACAUUUAAUUCGAGGGAAUCAUGAAGCAGCGGAUAUCAAUGCUCUUUUUGGGUUCCGAAUAGAGUGCAUAGAGAGAAUGGGUGAGCGGGAUGGUAUCUGGACCUGGCAUCGUGUGAACAGGUUAUUUAAUUGGCUUCCUUUGGCUGCCCUAAUAGAAAAGAAGAUAAUUUGUAUGCAUGGUGGUAUUGGUCGGUCCAUCAACCAUAUAGAGCAAAUUGAAAAUCUUCAAAGACCAAUUACCAUGGAAGCUGGCUCAGUUGUUCUGAUGGAUCUUCUAUGGUCUGAUCCAACUGAGAAUGACAGCGUAGAGGGACUCAGGCCAAAUGCACGGGGCCCUGGUCUUGUUACCUUUGGGCCUGAUAGAGUUAUGGAGUUCUGCAACAACAAUGACCUGCAGUUGAUUGUGCGAGCACAUGAGUGUGUGAUGGAUGGCUUUGAGCGUUUCGCUCAAGGUCACUUGAUCACUCUUUUCUCGGCUACAAAUUACUGUGGAACGGCAAACAACGCAGGUGCAAUCUUAGUUCUCGGAAGGGAUCUGGUGGUUGUUCCAAAACUCAUCCAUCCUUUGCCGCCUGCCAUUACAUCACCUGAGACAUCUCCGGAGCAUCAUAUUGAGGACACAUGGAUGCAGGAGUUGAAUGCCAACAGACCGCCAACACCAACCAGGGGCCGCCCUCAAGCACCCAACAAUGACCGAGGCUCCCUUGCCUGGAUAUAGCAGCCUGGCCGUACUAUGAAACAAUUGAUUUCUUGCCUCCCACCAGUGGCUUGAGGCUAUACUAUCCAUCCAUCCUGGGCACAUGCAGGCGGUCUGUGCUGGAAGCACAUGCUAGCCCAAAACAACGUCGAAAGGGAACUGUUCAGGGAGCGAGACUAAGCGGUGCUCUGAAGACGAAGGCCAGAAGAGAUUCACCAAUCACCGCAGACAGCGCUCCUCAAAUCCUUUUCCCAAACAUGAGAAGUAGAAGAACAGAAUGAAGUGUCGGUAAACCACAGGGUCUUGCCUGAGAUCGCGCCUGUACAUACUCAGAUGCCAGCAGAUAGGCGGGGGGUUGUGUAUGUGUUAAUUUUUGUUGAGCGUCAAAGGGGAUAGCAGCGUCCAUUGUACUAGGUAUUCAUUUGCUGUAGAUUUUUUGUUUGUCUCUCGUGUUGCAAAGUAUGGAGUGGGAAAAUGGGUUUACUUAUGUCGGGUCUUGUAUAAUAGUGUUGUCGCCUGUUUAUGUUAGCAGUGAGUUAGCUGUCAGCACACCUUACACCUCCCUCCUGUUGUAAUUCUCGUCACCAGUGCUGAGAAUGUGUACAAUA